Molecule: messenger RNA, 285 nt
Organism: Staurois parvus
Lineage: Eukaryota; Metazoa; Chordata; Amphibia; Anura; Ranidae
Source: the annotation of a GenBank genome assembly
ACACACACACACACACACACACACACAGACAAACACCUUCUCCAAGGGCUGCUGAUCUCCGGGCAGCAGGAAGGGGGGGGGGGUUUCAGCCCCAUACGAUCCAUCAGUGUAGGGAGGGAGGCAGGGAGAUCCCACAGAACACAGCACAGCUCACCUGCUCCGGGCUUAUUCCUCUCCGACACUUCUUCUCUCCCUGCUCCAGUCUGUCCCCUGGUCCCGGCUCAUCAGCUGCUAGAGGGAGAGGUACAGGAGCAUCGCUCUGCAACUGCCCUCCCCCGCAUCGAU